This is a messenger RNA of Oreochromis aureus, 2268 nucleotides long. RefSeq names its product neurofilament light polypeptide-like. The record is from RefSeq and is a predicted model, not a curated record. Gene Ontology annotation, cellular component: cytoplasm; postsynaptic intermediate filament cytoskeleton; axon. Lineage: Eukaryota; Metazoa; Chordata; Actinopteri; Cichliformes; Cichlidae. The coding region runs from base 99 to 2018 and encodes 639 amino acids. Gene Ontology annotation, biological process: neurofilament bundle assembly. The transcript has 4 exons. Gene Ontology annotation, molecular function: structural constituent of postsynaptic intermediate filament cytoskeleton.
AAGCAGUCAAGACUUAAACCCGAGCCCUUCGUACACCUCCACACGCACACAUACAGAAAGAGGAGAGGAAGAGCAACUUUUCCUCCCAACACUCAACCAUGAGUAGCAUCGGAUAUGACCCUUACUACUCCACCUCAUCGUACAGACGCUAUUUUGCCGAGCCUCCUGCACGUGUGGUGGUAACUAGAGGGAGGACCCACUCUGGUUUCUCUACUCAUGCAUCCCCACUGUCUUCCUCCCGUCUGCAGUACUCCUCUCCUGGCCGUGUGCUCUACUCUUCUUCCUCAUCAGCCGCUUCCCUGGAGCUGGAACUCAGCCAAGCGGCCCAGAUCAGCUCCGAGUUCCGAGCUGUACGCACACAAGAGCGCAGCCAGCUGCAGGACCUUAAUGACCGUUUUGCCGGUUUCAUCGAGAGAGUGCGUGAGCUGGAGCAGCAGAACCGUGCCUUGGAGGCAGAACUGCUGCUGCUGAGGCAAAGGCACUCUGAGCCAUCCCGCCUGAGAGCACUGUAUGAGCAAGAGGCCCGGUCCCUGAGAGCAGCUGUGGAUGAAGCUAGGGCAGAACAACAGGCUGUCCUAAGUCAGAGAGAGAGGCUGGAGCAAACCCUGAGUGCUCUGCAGGGUCGAUAUGAGCAGGAGGUGUUGGCUCGUGAAGAAGCUGAGGGCAAGCUGAUGGAGGCCCGUCGUGAGGCCGACGAGGUUGCCUUAGCAAAGGCUGAGCUGGAGAAAAGUGUGGAAAUCCUGCUGGACGAGCUGGCCUUCCUCAAGAGGAUUCAUGAGGGUGAGGUGGUUGAACUUCAGGCCCAAGUCCAGCUGGGUGUGCAGGUGGCUGUGGAAUCUGAGGCUGCCGCUCCGGACCUCUCUGGGGCUCUCAGGGACAUCCGGUCCCAGUAUGAAAGGCUGGCUGCCAGGAACAUGCAGGCAGCUGAAGAGUGGUUCAGAAGCAAGGUAGGCUCCCUGACUGAAACUGUGGCCCAGCACACUGAUGCUGUGAGAAGCUCCAAGGACGAAGCAGGAGAGUACCGACGCCAGCUACAAGCCCGCGUACUGGAAAUCGAUGCAUGCAGAGGCCUCAAUGAAUCCCUGGAAAAACAGCUGCAUGACAUGGAGGAGAAACAGAGUGCAGAGAUAGCAGCUAUGCAGGAUACCAUUGGAGAACUGGAGAGUGAGCUGAGGGGCACUAAACAGGAAAUGGCACGCUACCUGAAGGAGUACCAGGACCUUCUGAAUGUCAAGAUGGCUCUGGACAUCGAGAUUGCUGCAUACAGGAAGCUCCUGGAAGGGGAGGAGUCUCGCUUCAGCGUAGGCAUGGCUGGGGGAGUGUCCCCGUUGUACAGCCACAGUUUGUCAGCGCCCUCUUUCGCUAGGCCUGUCUUCUCCAGCCUGAGCUCUGGCACCUCCUACCUGAUGACCUCACGCCUGCUCAGCUCCAGUGUCAGCACCACUGAAGGCAUCAUCUCUGCCAGUCACGCCCAACAAGCAGAGGCCAGCCCACCUGGUGAGGAGGAGGUGGAAGAGGAGGAAAAGGAGGAAGAGGAAGCUAAGGAAGAAGAGGUGGGAGAAGAAACAGAGGAGAAAAAAGAUGAAGAGGAAGGUGGGGAGGAGGGUGAGAAAGAAGAUGAAGCUAAGGAAGUAGAGGAAGAGGAUAAGGAAGAAGGCGAGGGUGGUGAUGAAGAGGAGCAAAAGGAAGAUGCAGCAGAAGCUGCUGAAGAUGAAGGAGAGAAAGAGGGAAAAGAUGAAGGGGAGGAAACUGAAACACAAGAGGAGGCAAAAGCAGAAGGAGCUGAUGACAAAGAAGAUGAUACAAAAGAUGAAGCACAAGAGCAGGAGGAAGAAGUUCAAAAGAGUGAGGAGAAAGAAGAUAAAGCUGAUGCCAAGAAGGAAGACAAAGCCGAUGACAAAGACAUGAAAGCUGCUCCGAAAAAAGAUGACAAAGCCGAAGCAAAAAAGGAGAAAGAUGAAGAGAAAGCUGCCCAACCUGAGCCAGCUGAAGAGAAGAGCACAAAGGAUAAAAAGUAAACCGUUAUGGUCAAAACAGUCCACAAAAAAACUGCAGCUUAAAGACAGGUAGAGGCAACAGCGCUGUCCUCUUAGAUCUGCUUGUUAACAUGGUGCUCAAUAACACAGUCCAACAGCCAUUUAAAGCAACAAAUCAAGGUUAAAUGCUUACCAAUGUUCCAAAUAGCCCAUAAAGGUCUUGUUGCACAGUUCUGAGUGAAUGUAAUUGUAUGUGUGUGAGAGUUCUGGUGGGUAAAUAAAUUAUUCUUAA